Messenger RNA from Thalassophryne amazonica, 3426 nucleotides. It is a transcript of the gene dalrd3, whose product is annotated as DALR anticodon binding domain containing 3. Lineage: Eukaryota; Metazoa; Chordata; Actinopteri; Batrachoidiformes; Batrachoididae. Gene Ontology annotation, molecular function: ATP binding; arginine-tRNA ligase activity; tRNA binding. Gene Ontology annotation, biological process: tRNA C3-cytosine methylation; arginyl-tRNA aminoacylation. The record is from RefSeq and is a predicted model, not a curated record.
CGCGCGAGCGGAGGGUGACAGAGACCUGCGGCGGAAGGUAUGACCAGGGCGCGGGGUGGUUAGCUUACCCGUCUGCGUCGCUGCCGAUGGAGAACAUCGAUGAGGUUUCGCCCGUCCGGAUCACUGCGACUGUCCGGGCGCUGAGCUCCGCACUGCGGGGAAGCACAGAGAAUGUUCCCGAGUCCGGCCACGGCGGCGGGGAGAAGCUCUGGUUCAAAGAGAGCAGCGCAAAAAAUCUCCGCAACAGGGACUUCUUGUCGCCGACCACCGUGCUGAACACGCUGUUCACCGACGGACAGGUUCCUUCAGCAGUGAUGUCCAGGGUCCUGUCAGUCUGUGGCAAUGGGAUUCUUCCUGUGGGUGGUGGGGAGGUGAUGAGUGAAGGGCUGAGGGUGAGGGUGGACCGGACCGCAGCCUACAGGGCCGUUUUGACAGGUGGCGCCGUGGAGUACCUGAAGCCCUUGGUCCAGAGGCAGGGCUGCGUGGUGCUGAACUGCCCCGCCCUGCACUCUAAACCCGACACACCCACACCUGAUACACUGACUCUGGGCCAGUUGAGGACUGUUCUAUUGGCUGACCACAUGGGGGCGCUGCUGAGAAAACAGGGAUUUACAGUGUCCUACUGCCCCACCCUUCCUGAAGACGGUGACAUCAUUACUUUCCCAACGUUGGGCAUUGACUGGCUGACAGCUCCACCAAACUGGACCAAUGAGGAGCGAGAGAAGAGGAUCCUGGGAGCGCUGGAGAAUUCCCCAUACAGAGAGAGGGAUACGGAGCGAGGCAGGAGGAAGGCGGAGGAGGGAGAGAACGAUGGAGAGCUCAGGGUCAACCUGAAACAAGUGUUCCAGGAGGAGGGCCUGGUGGGAUACGACCCCAGUCUUGGUACCUGCACAGUACACAGAAACAGUGUUUCUCACCUGGCACAGCUGGACCGGGCCGCUGCCAACUACACGGGAUCUGCAGCAGUAGUAUUACACGUGACAUCGUGUCAGGAUGAGUUCCGUCAGCAGCAGAUGGCAAUGCUGUGGAGAGCCAGUGGGGCGACACAUGCACAGAGACAUCUGGUGUGUGGACCUGUGAAGACUCCUGGCUGUCACCUCUCUGCUGCACAGUACCUGCAGCUGAGAAGAGGACAGAUGAAGGAGGCUUCAGAGAUGAAGUAUGGAGAUCAAGUAGAAGGUCAGACGUGGGACGACAUCAUCAGGGUCAUGACCUCGGCCACGGUCAGGUUUGAGCUGCUGUCCACAGUCCACACCAGUCCUGUGACACUCGACACCCAGAGGGAAGGGGGCGUGUCCACCAAAGGGCCAAGGGGAGGAGUGUUUGUGAUGUACAACUGCGCCCGACUGCACACGCUCUUCAACAGCUAUGAGAGAGGCGUGGAGAAUGGACAUUACCCAGAAAUCCCUGAAGACUCUCAGUUAGACUUUUCUGCUCUCAAAGAAGAGGGCGAGUGGCUGCUCCUGUUCAAUUAUCUCAUUCCGUUCUCUGAGCUGUUGGACCAAUCAGGACAAGUGCUGGCCUGUGAAGGGGGAGGAGCCAGAGUAAAUAUAAAGACUGAACAGGUCUGUAAAUUUCUGGUGUCUCUCAGCAAAGAUUUCAGCUCCUACUAUAACAGAGUGCACGUGCUGGGGGAGCCAUUACCUCAUCUCUUCAACCUGAUGUUUUGUCGUCUAUACCUGCUGCGAGCCUUGAGAGAACUAUACCACUGCGCUCUGGACACUCUCAACCUUCCUCCUAUCAGACAGCUAUAGCUGCGAGCUGAUCCUCAUCAUCUUCACUCUCAGUUGUACGCGUUUAAUAUUCAGGUUGUUCUUAUUUGUUCAUCUACAAGCUGCAGUACCCACCUAAAUCAAGGGGGCAGUAUAACACAGGUGCAGCAAAGGGACGAAGCCCAUAAUGGUGAAAGUCUUUGAACAGAAAGUCUGUGUUGUCCUCAGUUAGCAUGAUGUCAUCUUGUCAGAAUACUUGCUAACUCCAGCAACGAUUCGAUUCGGAUUUGCGGUGCACUGGAUAAACAUUCAAGCCUUCCGAAUACACGGGAGCAGAACACGUUCUGAGAUCAUUGAUCUACGCCAAUUUAUGUUAGUCCUCCAAUGGGCCAUUUCCAGAGAUAUUACCCAGAAGCCCUUUAAUAUUGUGUUCCUGGUUCUAAACAUUGAUGGUGUUUAUGUUCGUGAGUUCAGCUGCACCAUAAAACCAAAACGAUGUGGGCGUGGCCAUAGCAUGGCUGGUUGAGUUGAUGGUUGAUUAACGCACGAGUUACAGUGAAGUUUGUCCUGUUGCACACAAUUUCUGAGCAUCAGGGUGCAAAUGUGUUUUCAAGUCUUAUUGGACAAAAGAGUUUGUAAAAUAUUGAAAUGCAGCCAGGUCCGUAAGUGUUUGGACACUGACUGAUUUUUAUGCACCAGAAUUUUAACAGAUUGGACAAACCUAAACCUAGAAGGUGGUUGAGAAGGGAAUUAAAUAAAUAAAUUUAAUUAAUAAGGUAGAUGGAAAAAUGUUGUUGACAGCUUUCAUGUUUAUGCAAGAAACAGUUUUUGUCCUUUAAAGUCAGUACAGCAAUCUAACACGUAAUAACAAACAGUAACCUACAAAGAUUUUAAGAAUCUGAUGUAUGUUGGUGCCAAAAAUCCCAAAGUAUUGCAAGAAAUGUGCCAGGCUUCAUUUUGUAAAUAGUCUCGCUUAAGUUUACAGAACGUACCAGUCGCUGCCCCGGGGGUGAUUUUUGAGUUCCGUUUUACUGUUCAUCAACCAAUUGUAUGUAAAUUCUUAAUGUUGUCUUCACCAAUGCCACAUAAUUAUUUAUUGUCUGUUUAAAAAAAAAAUACAACUGUACAGAGAAAAUAUUCUGCACAGGAGUCUUAUGUUCUGUGGUAGUUAAUCCUACCAAACUGUCAAAGAACUCUUGGCUGGAUAACGGCAUCGUUUAUAACAAUGUGCCGUGUGGGGAGGAGGUGCAUGAAAAAUCUAGUUUUCAGGAGGAAGGAAAAUAUUCCAAACUGAUCCUUCGGUAUGUGUUGCCUGUUUAAAAGUGCCAGAGUUUUUGACUUAAUUAUCUUUUGUGAUGUUUGGAACCAAACAUUCGUGUCACACCACAGUAUUAACCUCUGACACGCCCACUUGCUUCUCUCCACAUUGUUGUUGGUCCCUGAUGAGUGUUGCUUGGUUUUUAAUAGGAUUUUUGGUUUUAGAAAUUGUAUUUUUACCUUUUGUUACCAUUGCAACAAAAUAAAUUAAAAGCUGCAGCUGUGUACAGCAGUGGUUCUCAAUCCAGCAGGGCCCCUUGCUGUGCACAUUUUCUGUCCCAGCCCCAGUUACAUGUCAUUAGAGAUGGAAAAUGUGCAGAACCGCUGGUUUAUGCGCCACAACCAGGCUUAAAGCGUGUUGAGGUAUUUUGAUUUUGUAUGUUGUACCUUGCACAUU